CCAUCGUAAUAUACAAGCUUUAGCACAAAUGUUAGGCUCCACCGUUAGAAAAAAGCCAACCAAUCAAAAUUUCUCAUAUAAAUUUAGAAUCCAGUCUUUGCAAAACAAAACCAAAAAUUUUGUGAAAAUUUAAGCCGAAAAUUCAAAAUUGCGCGGGAUGAAAGCUACUGGUAUUUGAUUUAUUAAAUUUUUGUAGAGAAAAUUAAAAAAAAAAGUAUUUUGAAAGGACUAGUGACUCAAUUAAUUUUUUGACAAUUCUACAAUUACCCAACAUAAUAAAUAGUCACUCUUCACUCAAUUGAACAUCUUUAACAAACAACUGGUCGCAUGUAAAAUUUGACAGUGCUGUCAAAUUACUGUCACUUGUCACUGACAGACUGUUUUGGAAAUAAAAGUGGGACAAAAAGGCCCGUAAAACAUAUAUUCCUCUACAAUAUUCAGAAAGUACGAACUAAAUAACACCAAUUACAAAAUGAGUACGUACGAAAUAAGUAAAUCAUCUCUCCUCAGUUUGAAAGCAGAAAUUUUACGAAAACAGCAAGAGCUUGCGAAAGCCAAAGCUGAGAAUGAGGUCAAAAUCAGACAAAUCAAGAAGAACACUCCACUGGAUUUGAAAAAUAAAGGUAUUGAGCAAAGACAAGCCCAGGAUCUCAGUGAGGAGGAAGAAAAUUUGUUGAAAAAGUCUAGAGAGGCUUUAGAAGCAAAAACUAAGCUUUAUGAUAAGUUAUCAAAGGGUGCUUCAAGACUUACAGACGACGAAAUAGAAUAUUGUCGCCGGUAUUUGGUAAAGUUUGAUAAGAAGGCACGUGUUUCUGACCAUUAUCAGGAGGAAGAAGAAGAAGACGACCCCAUUUGUGACAAUUAUGAGCCUCCGAAGAAUCCAGAUGAAGAAUGGGUGGAAUAUGUGGACUGUUUAGGGCGCACACGUACUUGUCUUCGCAAAGAUUUGGAAUAUUUAAAAUCAAAAGAUAAAGACUUGAAAUUGAUUGUUGAUAAGCGUCGCAAUCGCGAUAAGAGCAGAAGCAGAAGUCGCAGUAGAAGCAGAACUAGAUACAGGAGCAGAAGUAGAAGCAGAAGUAGGCCCAGGAACCGCACACCUUCCCCUGAAAAAGGGAACAGAUCCCCCGAACUCACUGAAGAAAAUGAGUUGCUUUCACCUGACAUGCGACGCGAGAUUUUGCGCCGUCAGUGGGAAAAAGAAGAAGAAGAAAUCAGAAACAAGUCAGAUAUCCAUUACCAAGACCUGCUCUUCAACGAGGCUCGCACGCACGGUGUUGGCUACUACGGAUUUUCUAAGGAUGAAGAAACGAGAGCCAAGCAACAGGAAGCUUUGAAGAAACUCAGAGAAGAAACUAGAGAAAAGCAGAAGAAAUCCGAGAAUUUGCGAGCAAUGAGAGAGAAACAAAUUGCAGCAAGAGUCAGGGCUGCGAUGAAUAGAAAAAGACAGAGGAUGGGGUUGCCGCCUCUGGAGGACGAGCCUGAGCCUACUCCAGCUCCAGUCGAAGAAGCUCCGCAAAAACAAGAAACGAAUGAAAAAGAGAAGAAACUUGAGGAAAAGCGCAAGAAGCAUGUCAGGCCUUGGGAUUUGGGGAAAGAAGGGGUGAAGGAACACUACGAAUACACGCAAGAAGAAUGGGUUGAUAAGAAACGGAAAGAGCGUCCGAACGAAUUUGCACCACCGAAAGAAUACAGAAAAGAGCGGAAGAAAAUGUAUGAUAGUGAUGAAGAGUCAUCGAAAUUUAAAAUGAGGCAAACCACCAAAAAAUCUAAACCUGAACCUAUCGUAAAUGAGUUGAGUGAUGAUGAAAAUGAGAGUCGGGACAGGGGCAAAGGCGCCGAAGUGGCCCCACCGCCCACUUACGAUUAUUACGGCCCUGGCAAGUCUAAAAAGUCGCAAAAACGGCCGGAAGCCCCCAACGUGAGUGACUCGAUCGAGGCCGGUUUGAAAUUCCUGCGAGAACAGAUGGAAAAGAAGCAAACUACUAGUCGCAGAUCAGAGGAUAUCUUUCUUUCAUAAAUAAAACUGUAUUGUUUA
Molecule: messenger RNA, 2035 nt
Organism: Tribolium madens (black flour beetle)
Lineage: Eukaryota; Metazoa; Arthropoda; Insecta; Coleoptera; Tenebrionidae
Product: coiled-coil domain-containing protein 174
Exons: 5
Coding region: 473-2017 (514 amino acids)
Cellular component (GO): nucleus
Source: RefSeq, a predicted model, not a curated record